Physella acuta is the source of this 3065-nucleotide messenger RNA. Its product is annotated as MORC family CW-type zinc finger protein 3. Gene Ontology annotation, cellular component: nucleus. The record is from RefSeq and is a predicted model, not a curated record. Lineage: Eukaryota; Metazoa; Mollusca; Gastropoda; Physidae. Gene Ontology annotation, molecular function: zinc ion binding; ATP hydrolysis activity.
AAACAUUACGGUGUGCUGAGUUGGAUGACCUACUUAGGAUGCUGAAUUUAUCUCAUUCUUAUCAUAACAAUCCUACAAGCAGAAUGGCCUAUCCGCCAUGCAAGAUUAAUCCAAAGUUUCUACACAGUAACUCAACCAGCCACACUUGGGCAUUCAGCGCCAUAGCUGAACUCAUUGACAAUGCUUACGAUCCUGAUGUUAGCGCUUCCAGACUUCUCAUCGAUAAGGUCGACAUCAAUGACACCACCUGUCUUUUGUUCCUGGACAAUGGGGCUGGAAUGGACUAUGAAAAACUUCACAAAAUGCUCAGUUUUGGAUUCUGUGAAAAGGAUAUUUAUGAGACCAAAGGCACUUACAAGCCUAUUGGACAUUAUGGGAAUGGCUUCAAGUCUGGCUCUAUGCGUCUUGGAAAAGACGCGCUAGUUUUCACCAGAUGUCACGAAUCUGCCAGUGUUGGCUUUUUGUCUCAGACUUACCUAGAGCGUUCCGGAGCUGACUGUGUUGUGGUGCCAAUAGUUGAGUACACUCUUCCAGACCAUAUCCUUUUACAGAAACGCAGUGAUAGUUUGGACACAAGAAACUGUCUGAAAGCAAUCCUGGAGUACUCAAUCUAUAAAGAAGAAAAGGAGUUGUUAGAUGAACUGAAGAGUUUGGGAAAUUCUAUUUCAGGAACUAAAAUUAUUAUCUAUAAUUUAAAGUUACAAGAUGGAUCAUUAGAGCUAGAUUUUGCAAGUGACCUAAAAGAUAUUCGAUGCCCCGAAGUUCACAGACAGGAUACAGAUAGUUGGGAAGAUCGCACCAUUGCCGCUCAAAUUUCAGAGUACAGAACAUCAUUAAGAACAUAUUGUACAAUUCUGUUCCUUCGUCCAAGAAUGCAAAUAAUUUUGCGAGGUGGCGUUGUUAAAUCAAGGCUUGUUGCUAAAUCUUUACAUAAAACAGAAACUGAUACGUACAAACCUAAUUGGCUGGACAAACCUGUAAAGAUCACAAUUGGUUUUUCCUGUGAAAAAGAUAAAACAGAAGAUUAUGGCAUGAUGCUGUACCAUAAAAAUCGACUUAUAAAAGCUUAUGAAAAAGUUGGAUAUCAGAAGCAACCAAAUGACAAAGGUGUGGGUGUGGUGGGUGUGGCUGAAGUUGACUUCUUAACACCAACUCACAACAAACAAGAUUUUAUUCCUGAUGAUAAAUUCAGGUCUGUUAUGGGAGCAUUUGGUACUAAACUAAAUGAUUACUGGAAUGAAAAGAUGGAAGGUGGUGACCUCUCUCAAACCUCAAUGACUGAAAAGAAUCCUGAUUGUCUCUGGGCCCAGUGUGAUCAGUGCCUCAAGUGGAGAAGACAACCUCCUGGGACUUUGAAGGAAAAUCUCCCAGAUAAAUGGUUUUGUCGAAUGAAUCGCGAUGCAACACACAACCGUUGUGAUAUUGCAGAAGAAGCUGAGGAAGAAGAUGAGACUGUGGUUAGAAAAACUUAUAAGAAAACUCACAAAUCUAAAAUGAAACAGACAAAGGAGAAACAGAAAAAGGUUAUUCAAUCCAUUCUCAAGCAAGUAUCCCAAGAACAUGAAAACCCAAGCUCUAUAAAUAACCUGAAAAGAUUAAGUAACAUGGAAGAUGAUGAAUUAAAGGACCACACUCCAAACAAGAGAACACUGAGAUCAUCUGACACUAAACUUAUCAUUUCUCCUUUUUUCAACAAAAAACUGCAAGGUUCUACUCCAGCAGGGACCAGUGAUUUUGAUAGUUGUGAGGCGUCUAACACAACAUCAGUAACAAACUUACUGGAACGCUUAGAAGAGUCAGCCUCUGAAAGAAAUCUGUUGGCUUCACCCUUGGGUUCACAGGAAAGCUUAGAAGACCUGGCAACUGAAGGGGCCAGAAAGUUAGCUAGAACUGUAGAGCCAGACGAGAGUUUGGGAGAAUAUCCCAACUUGACCCCAGCUUCACCAGCGGGAAGCUUGCCACACUCUGAAAGUUCAUUGGAAAGUAUUACAGCUAUAUUUAAAGAUGAAAUUUCUGAGAAAGAGAAUACCAUUGUUAAAGUGAAUCUAGAUGACCAACUAAUUGGGGAAGAUAUGGAGGAUGAUCAGCAGAGUGAUGAUGCGGAAGAAGGUGGCACGGACAUAUCCUUGUCAAAUCAUUCACAAGUGCUAUCACCUGCUAAAACAAGCUGUGACUCUUCACCAACUUUACUAAAUUUGGGACGGGGGACUCUGUACAGGGGGCAGGCUGCAACAGCUAGCUCUUCAACAUCAAGAAGUAGUGUCAUGGAUGUAGAGAGAAGCUUAAUGGAAACAGAAUCAGAGAAAAUAACAGAACUAAAAACAAAGCUGGCCCUGAAGGACAGCAUUAUGGAACAAAUGGAGAACAGGAUGAGGAAAUUUGCUGAUAAUGUACAUCUUCUGUUGAGGUUAAUCUGCCCUGAGAACUAUGAUGGUCAGGUAGAUAAACUGGAAGAGACAGUUGAAUAUAUGAUCGAGGAGCUCAUGCCUCCUGAUGAUAAAAAUGACAUCAAGACAAUGAUUAAUGUAAAGCCAGUCACCAAAGCAACAACCAAAGACUCAACUGAAAACAAAUGUUCUGUCAGUUAAAUGUUUAGGACCGUUGUGAUACAGAAUUUAUUUUUAGACUGUUUUACUAUUUGACUUAAAACAUAAUUUAAAUACAUUGAGUCAGAUGAAAAAUCCCAUGUUACCAAGUUAUUUUUCACUCCAUGGAACAUCUAGAUUCAUUUUAAUUUUACAUUGCCAUCCAUAGAUGGUGGACUUAUUUUAUAUACUACUAAUGGAAAGAAAUGUUAUGUAGCUUAUAACCUUCAAAUUUUCCAAGUAUUGAUUAAAUACAGAAUUUCAUUUUUUAUGGAAUUUACUAUUAUAUUAAUGCUUAAGCUUCAUAUAUUUAAGUAAUCUUUAUUGCAUUUCUACUUUGUUUAAACUUCAUAUACAAGACUCGUUUUAUUUAAUUUUAUAUGGACGUAAUUUGUUAAUUUUGCUCAGGUUUUAUUUUUAGUGAUUUCUGUUACAACUUAUACAAAUGCUAUACAUUUAUUCUUUUUUAAUUAAAAUUGG